UGGCAGAAUAACAAAUGUUAGGGAGUGCGUUGAAGAGCAGCAUCUGUGUUUAUUUCAGCGUAUGCAAGCUUACGGACGAGGGUGCAUGCGGUGGCGGCUGUGUUGUUUUGGAUGAUGCGCAUUGUGGAGGUGAGGCUGUCGGGUUACCCUUGCCUCCUCUUUGCUGCAGUUUGUCUGUGACCUGGAACACGCGGGCUUCACUGACACGCUGUUGAGAAAGCGUGGCAGUGCCGUGCGUGAGAGACGCUGUGACCUGCGUUGUCGUGGAGGGAAAGAGGAGCUACCGAACUAGUGAGUGGCGGCGGUCAGCUGUUCUGUGAGGUGGUACUCCCUGCAGCAACAGGUGGAACCGUUACUUGUCGUAUCCUGUAGUUCAGAUUGUUGACAAGAAAUUUUAGGCAAUUGAAAGGUGAGCAGGAAAUGGCUGUCUUGAAACACUCGUGAUAAUUUUGAUAUAAACGAAAUGCAUGAAGUCCUUCACCUUGCAAAAAGGGAACACAACAGACUACAACCUGAUGGAAAUGAAAUUAACAUAACAAUUCAUCACAAGAAAUAUGACUCACCUGCUUUGUUGACCAAGGUGGGAUACAAGGUAUGGAAUCAAAAAUAAACUGUGCAGUUGGAAAGCCGAGUUGAUUGAAGGUAUUACUGGUGUGGUGACAAAAAUGAAUGAGAAUUAAUGGACUAAAUGUUGAAGUGUUUCACCUUGGAAAUGUAAAUUUUGGAAGUGUUGUGUCACUGAGCUGGCACAAAGGAAGAGAGUGUAGGUUGUGGCAAAAUGAUGACCGAGAAGAUGUGGAGUCGCUUGCACUCUUUGUAUCACAAGGUGGUGGGAGGAACAGUUGGCCUCUCAGAAGCUGGACAACAGCCUGAGUCUGCGGGCAGGCAGAAGCUAUUGGAUUCUGUGGCAGUGAAGCUGAAGGGAAGAUGGUUCCAUCCCAACGUCUCGGGCCUGGUGGCGGAGGUCCUGCUGAAGGACCGAGGCAUCGAGGGAUCUUUCCUGGCUCGGCCCUCCAAGUCCAAUCCUGGCGACUUUACACUCUCUGUGCGGCGGAAUGGGGAGGUCACACACAUCAAGAUCCAGAAUAUGGGAGACUUCUAUGACCUGUAUGGCGGGGAGAAGUUUGCCACUCUGGCGGAGCUGGUGCAGUACUAUAUGGAGAACCAGGGUCAGCUGAGGGAAAAGAAUGGAGAAGUGAUUGAACUCAGGUAUCCCCUCAACUGUGCUGAUCCUACCACAGAGAGAUGGUUCCAUGGCCACCUCUCUGGACGGGAAGCUGAGAAGCUCAUCCUUGAGAAAGGAAAGAAUGGAAGCUUUUUGGUGCGAGAGUCCCAGAGCAAACCAGGCGAUUAUGUAUUAUCUGUCCGCACAGAUGACAAGGUCACACAUGUCAUGAUCAGAUGUGUGGAAAACAAAUAUGAUGUUGGAGGAGGAAGGAAAUUUGACACACUAAGUGAACUUGUGGAGCAUUACCGGAGAAACCCAAUGGUGGAACAGUCUGGCACUGUGGUUCCUCUCAAGAUGCCCUUCAAUGCCACCCGGAUCAAUGCCCGUGGCAUUGAUAGUAGAGUGCGAGAACUUUCGAAGGAACAUCAGGGGCCUGCUAUGGGGAAAGCAGGAUUCUGGGAGGAGUUCGAGUCUCUGCAACAACAGGAAUGCAAGCAACUCUACUCACGAAAGGAAGGACAGAAACCAGAGAAUCGCAACAAAAAUCGUUACAAGAAUAUUCUACCUUUUGAUCACACUCGAGUAAUUCUGCGAGACACAGAUCCAGGAAUUCCAGGCUCAGACUAUAUCAAUGCCAAUCUUAUAAGUAGUGAAGAAGAUCUUGGAAUUGAAGGCAAGACGUACAUAGCAACACAAGGCUGCCUGCCUUCUACACUUGCAGAUUUCUGGUGGAUGAUUUGGCAGGAGAACACCAGAGUAAUUGUUAUGACAACCAAGGAAGUGGAGCGUGGCAAGAACAAAUGUGGACGAUACUGGCCUGAAGAAGGUUCCAGCAAAGAUUAUGGUCGCAUUACAGUCCGCAAUAUUUCUGAGAGUUCAAACAACGACUACAUUCUUCGAGAAUUUCUGGUUGUCAAUGACAACAAGGAUAACCAGUCGGAAAGGAAAAUAUUUCACUACCAUUUUACAGCUUGGCCAGAUCAUGGUGUUCCAUCCGAUCCUGGCUGUGUCCUCAACUUCCUGCAUGAUGUAAACAAACGACAAGAGGAUAUCCCCUCAGCUGGACCAGUAGUGGUACACUGUUCUGCUGGGAUUGGACGCACUGGGACCUUCAUUGUCAUUGAUAUGAUUCUUGACCAGAUCAAAAGACAAGGUCUUGACUGUGAAAUAGAUAUCCAACGUACCAUACAGAUGGUGAGGUCUCAACGCUCAGGAAUGGUACAGACAGAAGCCCAGUAUAAGUUUGUAUACUUGGCUGUGCAGCAUCAUAUAGAAACAGUUCAACAACGCAUCUCGGCAGAACAGAAGAGCCUACAGUUAGGAAGGGAGUACACAAACAUCAAGUACAGCAGUGAGGCUGCAGGGGGAAUUGAAAUGGGGAAAUCCCUUUCCCGGUCAACCAUAUCUCUUCCCACUACUCCUUCCACCACUCCACGUGAUCCCAAGCGGCCCAUGUCCACUGCUACUCUUCCCAAAACACAAUCAGAGAACCAUUUACCAAGGCCUCCUGAUGAACUCCCGAAACAGAUUUAUGAAAAUGUUCCUCCGGCUGUGAAAGAGAAGAAGACGAAAUCAGCAACUAUGUCUCCAAGUACCCCCACCUCUCCUACCUUCCCAACUCCCCCUAUGGGUUUCUCUGCAGCAGGAGCUGGAUCUACCUUUCCCUCCCCUGCUGCUGCUCCCCGUCCCUCCAUGCCACCCCGUGCCACUUGACAGGGGAGUUCAGAGUAGAAAGAGCAUUUCUUAAAAGACUUUUACUUGCAUUGCACAAGCUGUUUCUUUUUGCUUUCUGAGAUUCACCAUGUGUAAGAGCCUCCAGUAGUGAAGGAGUCCUUUACAAGAUGGGUGAGUGGCCAACCACAUCUAGACCUUUCUGCUCUGAACAAGGAUUGAGAACUCCCAGAAUUUAGGAUUAACCUUUUGUACAAAUAAUUAAAGGCUGGACCUAGAGACAAACAUGGAAAGGAGAUACAGCUCUACUUUUGUUGAAAAAAAAAAAGAAAAAAAAGAAAAAGGAAGAAAAAGUUGACUUACCAUUAUCAGUGUCUCCUUUAGCCUGAUGCAGACUGCAUAGCUAGUCAACUGCAUUUCUCUAAUAUUGGAAUAAUAUCACAUAAUUUUGACCUUGGGAGAGCAAUGAAUGCAUUGAUAGCUAGAGUUUGCUAUUAAUUUUACACGAGAUUAUAACUCUGAGUGAUCAUCAUUGCUUCUAAUCUCUAGAAGGCAUACUUACUAAGUAUUGUGAUUACAACAAUCACACAGAGAUUAAAUAUGUCAUUAUGACUGCAGAGAUAGGUAUUUUACAGUCAGUUAUAUAUUGCAUGAAAAUGUGUGUGCUUACUGUUAAAUCAUUACAUUGUAAAAUCAUUUCCUUACACAUUUCAUAUGUUACAUGUAAUUGCAUUACAUUCAUAUACCACUGUGCAUGUCAUGGGUGUAGUGGGAUAGGAGGGGAGAGAAAGCCAUAAGGUAUCUAGCUUGCAUUACAUUUAUGGGAUUAGUUCUGAUGGAAUCACUUGGUGUCAUAUUAAGUUGAAACUGGAUGGGAUCAAAUUACUUUGGAUUUUCAGCUACCCAGCUUUACAAAAAAGUUUUAGUAGAGCUAUGGAUAUGAAUAUUACAAAUGAAUAGCCUUAAGUAGGUUAGGCAAAGAUGAAUUUUAAAUUAUUGCAAAGUACACUUUUAUUAAUGGAAGUAAUUUCACUUCCAAAACUUGGAGAAAUAUUUAUUUUUUAUCUUCAUUGUUACUCCUGCUGUUUGAAUUUUUAAAAUCUAGAUAUAUGGAUGUCUUUUAUCGCCUAUUAACUGAAGGGAAAACAAAUAUUUAUAUUAUUUUUGCAAAUAAAAAUCACUAUCUUUUCAGCCUUAGCAGAGACAAAACUACAUUAAUAGAAACUAAGCAAACAUAUAUUGAAUAUAAACUAAAUAGUAAACAAUAAAAAAAAUAUUGUAAAUACUGCUGGAUGAUCCCAAUAAAUGAUUAAUAUUUGACAGUGCUUAAAUGAAUGGUUAAUUACUUUUGUGUUUACAAGAUAUAUAAUUUUUACAUGACCUAAAAAUCAGCACCAUCAACCAAUAUCAUUAUUUAAAUUAAUCUGCUAAUAAAUUUGGCCAUACAGUAGUGAUCAAUUGAUGGAUUCAUUUAGUGUAAAAUCAAAAGCACUAAAGACAGCUGUGGUCAUAUGUAAAAAUAAAAUUCUAAAUAACAAACUAUUCUUCUGGCUUUUGAUACUAAUUCAAAUGUGUGUGUGAGUGAGAGAGAGAGAGAGAGAGAGAGAGAGAGAGAGAGAGAGAGAGAGAGAGAGAGAGAGAGAGAGAGAGGGUACCAAUGUUAAUGUUGGCUCUUCUCUAUUUUGUAUUAGCACUAAAAAGUUACUUCCAAUGAAGACUAUUGGCUGGAAAACCAUGUGAUUCCACUCAGGUAUGUUACUUGUAGUUUUGAGGGAUAUUUAAAGAUGUUGGUUUAGUCUCUUCUGUUUUUAUGUGAUGAUGAAAUGAACACUGUAAAUUAAUGUAUUUACUUUAUGUUCAGGAGAUUAUCAUCAAGAUACAUGAGAAAUACAGUUAUGCAAGCAACUGUAAAUUUUAUUGUGAUCAUCUUAGGGUACACUUACAAAAUCAUUAGUAUACUGUAAUGGAUUCAACAUUAUGCUUGAAAAUCCUAUAAACUACAAAUUAUGUACAUUUACAGAAAGAGGGCACAAAAAACAAAACAAAUAUUCUUGCAAUAAGAUGUACACACAAUCUACAUCAAAAUGCAAGGCCAUAAUAAUGGCUACAAUGAAUAACAUGAAUUCACCAUUAAAACUCCCUAAUGGAACAGUGGAACAGAAAAGGACUGGCCACCAGUGUGGUUUGCACAAUUCAUUAUUUUUAAAUCAGAAAGCUAGAUAAACAGUAAACCCUCCUCUGUAUUUUUUUAAUAAGUUACAUUUUGAUGCAUUCACAAUAUUCAUUAUGUUACUGCUGUUUUUCCUUUUGCAAGAUUGAAUUAUACAUUUUUUUUAAAAUUGUUUUUGAUGCAUUCACAAUAUUCAUUAUGUUACUGCUGUUUUUCCUUUUGCAAGAUUGAAUUAUACAUUUUUUUUUAAAUUGUGAUGUAUCCAUUACAAAUAUUACUCACUCAAUGCAAUGCCAUUACAUGUAAUGUUUCUGUACAUCUCUGCUUCAAAGAAUCAAUGCUUCUCAAUGUCACUUUUCAAGACUUCACUUUUAUUUACUGAUGCUUAUACAUUCCAAAAUAAAAAAAAUAUGGGUUCUGUUUCUCAACCCACUCUUUAGUGAGACGAGUUAUUUUCUGGAUCUGUUUUAGGAAUUUGAAUUUGAUAGAACUGUUGGAUAAAAUGAAUUCCAUUCAUAAUCACUCCCAGGGGAUGCCUAAAGCCUAAAAACACAUUCACUUGCCACUUCAACUUAAUAUCAUGAAUGCUGUUUUGUUCCUUUUUACUCUUAUUAUGAUGUGAAGUGUUAAGCAAAAUAAAAUGAGCAUUUUACAGUGCUAGUAUAUUUAGGUUUUGAUAUAUCUUAAUCUCAGUGGCAAGGGAAGUCACUGUCUAAAUAAAUUUCAUUUACUUUCUAAUAUGCAAGAUUGGAUUAUAUAUAUAUAUAUAUAUAUAUAUAUAUAUAUAUAUAUAUAUAUAUAUAUAUAUAUAUAUAUAUAUAAUGCCACUGUGACUGGCUCAUAGUGAAAUUAAUCAUAGGCAUUCAGUAAGUUAUGUAAUAAAUCCACAAGCAGUAAAAUUUUAUUGAGUUUUCACAGACAGUAAUUUAGACACUGAAUUUAUUCUGACAAUUUGAAUUUUUGAGGUUUGACUUAAGAGCUGAAGAAAUGAGUACAUAGUCCUGGGUCAAAAGGUGUGUGUAUGUGUGAAGGGAGCUUCUGUCCCUCCCUGGUAAUAGGGGCUGGCGAGUGAUUAGGCUCUUGAGAUUAUGUUGCUUUCUUGUUCUUGCCACAGCCGUUCAUGCUGACAUUGGCUUCUUCAUUCAGCUGUUGAAAAUUUCUCUGAAUCCAGUGCUUUCAUGACUUUUUCUUAAACUUCUCAUCUUCCCUUAGCAUGACCAUUGUGUGAAUUGCCAGAGCAUUAUCUAAUUGCUCAUAUACACAAAAAUUUCUUUCUUGAAAGUACUGUAUUUUCAUCUUGUAAAUCUACUAAUUUUUCAGUCCUUGAUCAGGUUUCCACUUCAAGGUGAGAGGCAGGCUGCUGGUCCAAGGUCACUGUACAUCAUAGGUUACUCACUCUAUGUUUCAUGGCUUCUGUAGAGCUGAGUAUCAUUAGAACAGUCAUAUGCACUGUGUUUUUUAUGGUGCAUGGUUUAAAGUGCAACUGUGCACUGAAAUUUUUCUGGUUGUUUACCGUGUGCCAAAUAUUGUAACUUGUGCUGUUGUACUGCUGUGCUUAUGUGUGUUGUGCUCUUUAAAAACUGCAAAUUAGCACCUUAGUGUUUCAUCUGAAUAUAGGAGAAACACCUUUAAUUUUUAAAGUUUCUCACCUUUUUUAUUUGCUCCUAUUCACUGUAAGCUUUCCUUGGCACAUCUAUUAAAUAACUUCUUGCUUGUCAUAUCUAGCAAUCUUGCUCAUCAAAGUGUUUGAAUGUUUUGCUUGGGGAAAAGCAAUUAAAAUAUUUGUACACUAGAUCUCAUUAAUGGACAGAUUAUUGUGUUUGAUCUCCAGUUGUGAUUUACUGGACUUGAUGUACUUUGAUGUCAUGCAGUACUACUACAUACUAUAUUGUAUCUGACUUUUAGGGAAAUUAUCGGUGAAGAACAUCGAUCAGUGAAUUAAAUGUAGUGUUCUCAGUUGUCGUGUAGAGUAACUGCUGUAUUUUCUUUAUAAACAAUGACUAAGUAAUGGCUGCUGCCAGCUCAGCAUUGUUAACCUGUCUCCAGUAAUAUCAAAUACUGAUGGCUCUCUUCAAUAACAUACUUAGGUCCUCUCUCUCUCUCUAAUUUUCAUAUUAUUAUUGAUAAAGCUUUUCAUGACCAUGGAGAAAUAGCUGUAAAAUCCAGUUAUGUAUGUUCUUAUUCUCAUACCCUUCAGCUUAACUUGGUUUCCAUUCUAUUCAAGACAAUGCAAAUAAGUUCAAGUAGCCAAAGUGUAGAUUCUUCUCAAAUGCAGAGAAACAUUGCCUAAAUUCUGUGCACGUACUCACAAGAGUACAAAAGUGGAUAAUGUGGCAUCUGACUUCAGUCAUCCUUUGUCUGUCAGUUUUCAACCUUUCUUAUCACUCUUAACACAGGCAGACAUUAGCCUUCCUCAUUCAGUUUGCAUUUCUGAAAUUUGACUGUAAGAAUUGUUGCAGACUUAACAUUCAGAAAUGUGGUUUUCAGUACAUAUGUACACAUGCAUACACAUAUACAAGUGAAGGAACAUCUAUAGUGCAGGUGUGGUGGCGAGCAAAAUCUCUCCCAAGGCAAGUUGAGACAAAUCACAAUUUGAUCUGUUGUAAAAAGAGUAUUUCACAAAGUCUACAAGCACAAGUUAGGUCAGCUAUAUGUUUAAUUUAAUGAGUUUGUCAUUGCCUUUAGACCAUCACAAUAGAUGAUCUUCAAGAUAUUAUUAAAAGAGUCUGGUGUAGCAUGUGAGUGGCAAUCAAUAUUGAUGUGUUCUCUAAUUAGUUUGUAUUUACUUGCAUGACUUGUGCUCUAUAUUAUUGAACCUUGCUAAGGGAAAUGUUGGUUCCUCUGCACUAAAAGAAUGGAACAAGGAAGGUCUCAUUGUAUAUAAAAUCACCACCAGCCUGGAAAAAAAUAAGUUAAGAUAUUUUCAGAAACAAUGUCAAUCACAAAGCAACAUUUUCUGAAAGUAGAAUCAAACUUUGGUAGUUGGGAGGAGUGAUGAGACUACCUAAACCUUUCGGGUUGAAGGUCUUGUUAGGAUGAAAAUGUCUUGUCCCAGUACCAGAAACUAUGUAGCAGGGAUAAAAUAAGACAAAAUAACUACAUACUACUCUCUGUAAAAGUAUAUAUAGAUAUAUUCUACAGUUAUUUUAUCUCUGGUUUAUUUCCCCUAGAAUCACUUGUUUGUGUCUUUUCUUGUGUUGUAUCUGUACCCUCGUGACAUACAACUGAAAUCAUAUUCAGUGAAUGUUUUGAUGCUUUCUGCUCUAAAAAAAAUCCCUGUUUACUGUUCUAAAAUAAAACAUUAUACUUUA
This is a messenger RNA of Portunus trituberculatus (swimming crab), 8320 nucleotides long. Its product is annotated as tyrosine-protein phosphatase non-receptor type 11-like. Gene Ontology annotation, molecular function: protein tyrosine phosphatase activity. The coding region runs from base 779 to 2881 and encodes 700 amino acids. Lineage: Eukaryota; Metazoa; Arthropoda; Malacostraca; Decapoda; Portunidae. The transcript is spliced from 12 exons. Gene Ontology annotation, biological process: protein dephosphorylation. The record is from RefSeq and is a predicted model, not a curated record.